This is a messenger RNA of Trichoderma gamsii, 1548 nucleotides long. RefSeq lists its product as hypothetical. Gene Ontology annotation, biological process: mitotic sister chromatid segregation; cell division. Lineage: Eukaryota; Fungi; Ascomycota; Sordariomycetes; Hypocreales; Hypocreaceae. The record is from RefSeq and is a predicted model, not a curated record. Gene Ontology annotation, cellular component: MIS12/MIND type complex. The coding region runs from base 1 to 1548 and encodes 515 amino acids. The transcript is spliced from 4 exons.
AUGACGACUCUCAUUACCACCAUUCGACAGCCGCUGGAACUUCUUAGCAUGAACGACCAGCCAGCGCGCCGAUCAAAGCGCCAGCCGGCCGCCGAAUACGAACAGGACGACGAUUUUCAAUUUGUGCGGAAAUCCAAAAAGGCGAAAACCACCGAAGAGCCGCCAGAGCCGGUAGCUCUUCCUGUGAGGAAAUCGGGAAGAGGGAGGCCACCAUCGGCAGCGAGCGUCGCGGCGAAAAAUCGGUCGGCGAGAGCGUCAGCUCGUGAUGAUGAUGAGGAUGUGGAGCUGAUCGCGGCGCAGAAGGCUUCGAAGGCGACAACAGCGGCAAAGAAGGCGUCCUCUUCACGGCGAAAAGCGUCGUCCAAUGACGCGAUCCAGGAUGAACCGCCUGCGAAGGUAUCGAAAAGAGGGACGAGAAAAAGCUCACGAUUAUCAAGCGACGAUGCGGCACCGGAAGAGCAGCAGCAGGCGCCUCCUCCGCCACGGACAAAAGGCUCAUCGAGCAGUCAGGGCCGUGGCAAAAAGACGGCGAAAUCAAAAGCACAACCACCACCCGUCAUACAGGAGGAAGAGCUUGAGGAAGACGCUUCGAUAGUGGAUUCGCCAGUACACGAGACAUCGACUGAGCCAACUAAAAUUAAGCUACCAAUGAGCGACACGCCAAUAAUCAACCGCAACAAAGAAAUGCGCAAAAAAGGGGGAACCAGUGGCAGCCGCAGAAGCAGUCUGGGGUCUCGUGGACGAAGAGCAAGCUCAUUAAUUGAGAGCGGGCAGACGGCGAUUCCCCAUCGCGAAGUCAGCACUGCUGCGUUUUACAAGCAUAUCGAGGCGGAUUUGCUGGAGCCGCGACGGAUGAAGCAGCUGUUGAUAUGGUGUGGCGAGCGGGCGCUGUCAGCUAAGCCGCGGGGGACACUGAAUUCUGGCGCAGUUCUUGGAGCCCGUGCAAUUCAAGAUCAGCUGCUUAAAGACUUUUCGUCGAGAUCAGAGUUUUCAGAUUGGUUCAAUAGAGAAGAGAAGGUGCCCAAAGCACCAGUCAUAUUGAGGCCGAAUCCUAGAAACAUUGAGCUGGACGAGAAGCUGGCUACUUUGGAAGCGAAAGUGAAGAGAUUACAAGAAGAAAAGAAAGCGUGGCUAGCCAUACGGAAACCAGUACCCGACCAGCCACCUCUAUUCACGCCACAGGAAAAAGAAGCAGAGACAAUCGCAUUGCCCGAUUUUGACUUGUUAGACCCCGAUGAAGGUCAAAUCAGAGGCUUUCUUGUUGAUGAAACAAAUACCUUUGCCAGCAUACGAUCACAAACACAAGCACGAUUACGGCACAUCCAAUCGUCCCUCGAAUUCGAAGUCGAUCAAUUAACAGACAGCGUACAUAAGCUGGAACAGCGAGUCAAGGUAGCGGGCAAGGAAGCCGACAGAGUGCUGAGCCUAAGUUCUGUGAGAUUACGGGAGCGGGAGGAGAGGGAGAGAAAGAGCGUGGGAACUAAAGAUAUGCCCAUCAUGAUGGUGCUGAGGAGUUUGAGCAGCAUACUGCCUGAAGGAGGGGGAUGA